AUGGGAGCCUCAACAUCAUUGCCCACCAUCGACAAGCCGUCAGAAUUCCUCUCGCUCAAAGCUGGGACACUAUGCGCUUGGUGUGACGAUGGCUUGAAGCGCAUCUCAGAAAAUGGUGAACCGUACCGUACCCGCGCUCUGGCAGAUCUUCUCGAGGCUUCAAAACACUGCCAUUACUGUGCUAUGUGGAUGGAAGGCUUGCGCCAAUCAUGGCGUGAAUUGAAGGAAGAUGGACAAGUCGCAGCUUUCAAGCAGCAUCCUCUAGCGCAGAACGCAGUCGAUCCAAAGGACGUGAAACUUCAGUUCAUCAAUUAUCAUGAUUGGCAGCUCGAGACUUCUGCACAGUAUAUUUGCUGGCCGUUUCAAGGUCAUAUGUGGGCGAAGCUUGACUUGGUUCCAGCGGAACUUGCGGUCUUCAUAUACACCAAUCAAUUGGCAAAUUCAGAUAAGACAGUUUUGAUCAAGGAAUGGUUGAAACGCUGCGAGAGUAAACACAACGUUUGCAAAGUCACGAAAGACCCAUCAUGGAAGCCAAGUCGACUGUUGCAUCUUAGCAGCGAGCCCGAAUCCCUGCAGAUACGUCUUGUCAAUAGUGACAAUGUACCCGAGAGAGUCGAGUACCUGACAGUUAGUCACAAUGAGCUAUCCCUGGGACUUACGAAGGAAAAUCUCGAAGAAUUCAAGAAGUCAAUUCCUACAUCUCAACUCUCCCGAAGCUUCAUCUCAGCAUGUGAAAUGGUCAGGACUCUGGGUAAAGAGUAUGUCUGGAUCGACUCUCUUUGCGUCAUCCAAGACGACCCUGAAGACGAAGCUGACCGUAUGGCCUUUAUCUGGGAGAGGUCUUGGCUCCACCUAGUAGCCCAUAGCGCUUUAGAUGAAGGGAAGCCUAUCUCUGGUGUUCAUGUGACACGUGAUGAGAGCUCUUGGCUUCCGAUAUGGGUUUCCCGCGAAUGGGGUGGUCCUUCAUCCGGCGACUAUUGCGUUUCGCGAUAUGACGACUGGUGGACCGCUGUGUCACGCUCUCCAGUGAACAAGCAGGCUUUAACUAUCGAGGCACGUAUCCUUGCGCCUCGAGUGUUACAUCUAGGGUUAGAACAACUCAUGUUUGAAUGCGGUUCGAUGAGUGUCUGCGAGAGGCUGCCACUCGGUCGGCGGACCUCUAGUUCUGAUCCGGUCUCAGCGCUCAAGUCUUUCAUCACGCAAGUGAGGAAUGAUGGUUUAGAACAUCUUACCCGUGAGAGCUUAUUCAACGCCUGGGGUAAUGCCAUCCGGGUUUAUGGCCAAGCAAGACUCGCUGUAGGAACGGAUAAGCUGGCAGCGCUCCGUGCUUUAGCUGAUGCAUUCCAUCCCGCCUUCAAACACUUAGCUGAUUCCGAGACUGAGGUAAGGAAUCAAGACAAAGAUUCGCAAAAGCAAGAAACUGUUGACGACAGACAGCAAGACCUCUUCAUUGCGGGACUGUGGAGGCCCUAUCUGGAGAUGCAGCUGGCAUGGCGAGCGACAUCAAACGUCCAGCGGUUCCAGUUGAAUGGACUCGCCCCGAUGGCGCCUGGUAAGCGAUACAACCAAUAUGUCGCUCCAAGCUGGUCAUGGUGUUCUCUGAAGGAUGCUCUCAUCGAACCACAAGGAGUGAGUCCGAUCGACAUUUAUUUCGCAAGUGUACUCGAUGUAAAGACUAUGCCGAGUUCAGACCAUGGUUCUAAAGAGGCACCUCGCUCCUCUCUUUACAUCCAAGGCUCCAUCAUCCCCAUCGCCGGCCUCGGCAAGGGAAACGGGAUGAAACUGAUCAACUUCGAAACCGUCAACCAAGAUCCAAACCUUGGUUGGAAAGGCAAGACUAUCGACAUCGAUAGUAAGAACUAUUGGGAUGUAGACUUUGAUGAAGAGGCUGCCAAAUGUCAAGGGCCUUUUGCAGUGCCCAUCUUUGCUGAUAUGACAAGAACAACGAAGCCUCUUCACUGCUUGGUUCUGGAUAGACGAGAUGAUGAGAAGGGCAUGUAUGCUGUGCGCCUGGGAGCUUUUUUGUUGGAUAAUAUGGAUGAUGUGAAGGCUUUUUGGAAAAGUGUGGGGGCGUUUAAUAGUGUUUCCUCUGAUGGUACGAAGAAGUGCGAUGGUCUGUUUAGGUUCGUUGAGACUGAUGGAAGGGGCGAGUAUAAGAAGGCGGACGGGGUACUACAGCGAGCCUUUGAGGUUCGAUAG
Fusarium coffeatum is the source of this 2199-nucleotide messenger RNA. RefSeq lists its product as uncharacterized. The transcript has 2 exons. The record is from RefSeq and is a predicted model, not a curated record. NCBI's taxonomy places the organism in Eukaryota, Fungi, Ascomycota, Sordariomycetes, Hypocreales, Nectriaceae. The coding region runs from base 1 to 2199 and encodes 732 amino acids.